UAAGAUGCUCAUAGAAUAUAUUAAGAUUUCCUCAGUUGCUACAAGAAGACUAGCAGUGUAUCUACAAUUCCUGUUCUGUGUAAUAGAAGUGUAUCCUCAUUAAAUAUGGCAUUAGUAUAUGAAGUGUAUGUUCCUCAGACCACAGCGCCAGAUGAUUCCUUAUAAGUUGAAAUGAAGGUUUCUCUUUUCACAUUCUCAUUCAGUCUGGGAACUCUCUUGGUGUGUGGUCAUGUGGGAACAAUGUGUCUACAUAUUGCAUUGUAUAGAUUAGCUAUGAGAGUAAUAUAUGAAAUGAAUGUAAUAUCUUUAAAGAUGUCAUGAUACCAGGUAGGAUUUGACAGACCCACCCAUUGUGUCCUCUGUAACCCUGUUGCACUAACACACUAAACCUGAGUUGUGGGGCAUACAAUAAACUAGCUCAAUGUAAAAGUAAGCAGUUUAAUUUCCUCUUUAAAAAUUGUGGAUUAUUAUAAUAGUCUUUGUUUUAGUCAAUUCUUUGUAAGAUUCCCUUUGAAAGCCUGUUGCAGUUACGUAAUUACGAUAACAUAACCACAUAAAAUAUUACCUUAUCUGUACUUAGUUCUGGGUAGCUCCUGGCCCAGUGAAGUUUCGGAUUUUCUGUAUAGAAAGCUAUACAACAAUCUGUUUCUUAAUGAAAUGCAAUUUUCUUUAUAGUAAAUCAAUUUUUCUUGGUAAAACGAUCAGUUCCCGAAUAGCAGACUGCACCAUGUUUUUCAUUGUAACGUUAAUCACGUCUAGUAAAUGGUUUUUAUGAUUUCAUCCUUAAUCUACACCGCCAUCGCCUUAUCAUUCACCUAUCAGUUAUCACUUAACUCGCCUCAUAUUCGUCCAUCACUGUUCGAUGAUUACUAUUAGAUACAAAAGCAAUAAAAGCAUUUAAAAAAUAAACAAGGAAACAAUAUUUUUGCAGUAUAUUCCAAAUGUCCCUGUCUGCACUAUACCUAAGAUAUAUACAAGUAAUUUGGAUUAUAGUAACUGUUAUAUUCUUAUGAAGAUAUGACCUUCAUUUAAUGAUAGCGUCUGCUGAGGUAUAAUAAUGCUCCUUUGUAAAUAUAUUUAUAGUUUAAGUAAUUUAAGCAGUAUACAGCAUUUCCGGACGUGAUUGUAUAGUAUAGGAUUUGCAGAGCAUGAGGGCGUUGAGAGGCUGGUUUAUCCUCAGUAGUAACUUCCUUCGGAGGAAAUGACGUUGGCAAACAAGGCUAGUUAUCAGUAGUUGACAUUGAUAAGAGUGUAGUGACGUUAUGUGUAACUUAUUUCUGUGAGGAUGUUACUCUUCUGCAAGACUGUCUCACUGUAACCCAGGAAUACACUCUUGCAAGGCUGUGUAACCUAGUGGAUACUUUUGCGAAAGCUCCCUCAGUGUAACCCAAGGAAUACUUUCCUGCAAGACUGCAUCAGUGUAACCCAAGAAGGAAAACACGAGGCGGCUAUAAAGAAGUCUGUCCAGGAGUAUGCAAGGAAGAGGUGUGGGAGUGGUAACAUCUAUCAGUGCAGCAGUCUUGAAGUACCAGUGUACUAACAUCCCUUGGUAACUCCCUGAUAGGAUCUCAAGUGAAACUCCAACAGCCUGUAACAGCACUUGAAAGUGUCAAACAUGAGGCUGGAUGAGAAUCAUGUGGCAAGUGAUGGCCAGGAACCAGUGGAGUCUUACCCGGCGAUGGCCAAUGGUGAAUCCAGCACUCGGGUACAAGGCUCCAGUGCUCCCUACGCUGAUUUCUCCUCCACAGCCAGGAAUGGACGAGACAGAUUUGAGAAUUAUGAAAGCGACGACCUCAAUCAUGAAGCCAAUUAUACAACGUUCAGACCCAGUUUGUGCCCCCUGGAGGAGCAACAUCAAGGAAGGGCGGUACUCAAUACUGUCAUACAACUCCCCGUCGAUGCCGUCUUCAAUUAUCUUUUUCUUCACAAGGAGUUCAUGGGUGAUGUCCUCGCUGCCAGGAAGGUCUCUGAUAUAGUAACGACUCCUUGGGAGGAAGGAGAAGAUGGCAGGAGAGCUCGCAUGAUGACCUAUACUAUGUCUCUGUCUAUCUCGAGCCUCGCCUCUAAGGCCUCCAGUGUUACUGAAAGACAGGUAGUGCAGGAGAGCCGGGCAGGGGCCAUGUACGUAGUGGAGACUGAGGCAAUGAACGCUGGUGUUCCCUACGCUGACGCCUUCACUGUGUACAACCACUACUGCCUGUCCAGGGACACAAGAGGCACCACUACCCUCACCGUCUGGUCGAAUGUCAAAUAUAAGAAGGCGGUCUGGGGUUUGGUCAAAGGUAUGCUGGAGAAGAACACGUACAACGGCAUGGAGGCUCUCAUGGCGGAGUUGCUGUCACGACUGGAGGCUGAAGCGGAGAAAGUCGGCGCCCCUACGGGUCGAGUGCGUCGUCGAGCACAUGUUCCCCGCGAUAAGAACAGAGCCCACUCUUCCAGCCAAAAUAUGCACAGCCCUAAAAUGGAAACAGUCUCGCCUCCCCUGCUGAAGCGAGGUGGGUUCUGGAUAGGUCUGGUAAUGGUGGCGUUGUUGCUGCUGCUGAUUGCCAACUAUGUCCUCUACAACAAACUCUCACGUCUGGAGCGCCUGACCGGCCUCAAAUCUUCUCAACCUGGUGCAUCUUCACACAGCUCCCUUGGCGAGUCUGCGGCCUGGGAGACAGUUGAGAAGAUGGUGAGCAGACAGGAACAGCUUCAGAACCACCAGCAACAUAUCUGGAAGAACCAAAUAGAACACGUUUCGCUCAAACUACAGGAGGUCCAAGCUUCGCUGGAGGAACUGCUGAUGAUGGUACCAGAACACCAGAAAAAUCUUAAACACGUUCUUCAGUAUAAGUGGAUGAAAGUUGAAAACACACUCGAGGAGCAGAGCAGCAACGUCAAGGAGUUAGAGAUCGAGUAGACCCUUCAGCGGUAGAAUACCCACGUCAUGGGGUUGGAGGAUGCUGUAUAGUCCUUGUGGCUUAGCGCUUCUUUUUGAUUAUAAUAAUAAUAAUAAUGGGGUUGGAGGUUGUUUGUAUCCAAAUCAAGGGCAACUUUCAACUCUACAGCAGCCACGUUGAGAGACUGGAGGUUGUGCUCUAUCUCCAGAUAGGGUAGAAGAUUCAACAGUAGAAAAGUUGGGAUAUUGUCCUUGAACUUCAGAUCGAGUAGAAUCUUCGGCAGUGGAGUAGCCACGCUGAAGAGUUGUAGCCCGUUGUACUUAAAGUAACGCAGCUAACGUUGAGAGUUGAGCUGCUACAAUACAAUUCCAUGUCCUUGUCUCAAACAUAAUGAUUAAUGUGUAAAACCAGACACGUGCAACGUUAGAGAACUUUAACUUCGAUAAGUUUCGUUUACCAGGUGCUUUAUCAAUCUAGUACAGAGUAAGGAAAAACAUGGGCAUAUAUAGUACGUGGUAUGGAGGACGGGUAUAGUGUAAGCGACCUGACUAAAGAUAGUUCAUCUGACAGCCGUGUCUUGACGGUCCAAGAUCAAUUUGGUUAAAAUGUUGAUGUUAAAACUCCAACACUGAUAAUUGAUUAUUCAGAACACAGAGUAUUGUGUACAUCCUCUUUGAAUCAUUAAAUGGUCUUUGCUAUUCCUAGGUUUAAUACAAGCAUUGUUGACAUGACCAGUAAGGCCAGGCAUAUUUACGUUCAUUUACAGACACGUCUAAAUCCAUGGCCUUCCUUCCCACGUCAACGUUAUCGCGGCCUCUACAUGGUAUUACAUACAGCCUCUACACGGGAUUACAUACACAGACCCUUCAGUAAUGACAUGGCUCAGAUUUCUUACUGGCGAUAUCCUUGAUUGUGCAGUUGAUGAUAAUAACUACUCAGGCCACAAUUCAUAAAGACGUUACUCCUUAAAGGAAACAAUAGAUUAGAAAGCAAUAUAUAAAUACAAUAUAUCUGUGACGUGUAAAUAUAUUAAUCUUUCAGAUUGCAGCCUGUGUUGUUGAGGUAUUUAAUCUAGUCGAAAUUGAAUUGCAGUAAUAUUUUGCAGGGAACAUCAUUGAUUACUCACUUCAACUUGAUAAACUAUGAUCUGAAAAUAAUAUAUAUCUGUGAAGAUUA
Messenger RNA from Cherax quadricarinatus, 4058 nucleotides. Its product is annotated as prolyl 4-hydroxylase subunit alpha-2. Gene Ontology annotation, molecular function: sterol binding; L-ascorbic acid binding; iron ion binding. The record is from RefSeq and is a predicted model, not a curated record. Gene Ontology annotation, biological process: peptidyl-proline hydroxylation to 4-hydroxy-L-proline; intracellular sterol transport. Gene Ontology annotation, cellular component: endoplasmic reticulum; endoplasmic reticulum membrane; endoplasmic reticulum-plasma membrane contact site. Lineage: Eukaryota; Metazoa; Arthropoda; Malacostraca; Decapoda; Parastacidae.